UUAAAGUGGAUGGGAAUUUAUUCCAGAUAUACCUAUCUGCAGGCUAAUUUUUUAGGGAUGAAAAGAAAGUUACAGUGUCUGUGAAAGGAAGAAUAGCACCAGAGAAAUUUAUGGUAAACCAAAGAUCACUAUCUUCUGUAGCGUCAGAGGGGCGAGAUUUUAAGCACUCUCUUCCCAAGUGUGAACUCUUUGCGACCUGUCAGGUCAGCUGUCAAGCAGUUGACUCCAACUGAUUUGCAGACUCCAUUGAUACCAGGCAAGAGCAGUAAUGGAAGCAAUGCUGGUGGUUCUUCGGUUCAAUUAAAAAGAAACCUUGGAUCACACCACAACAAAGUUUGCAAGAGUUGGCCCUUCCAAAUGAGUAUUGCCAAAGGAAUAACUUUGAUUACUGUGUUAGGAUGCACCGUACUCUUUUCAAUAAAGCUCUCAGGUUUGAGGUUCAAUUGGAUUGCUACGGGGGCAUCUAGGAAGCCAAGUGCGAACACAAGUGAAACAGAACCUUUUCUGACUUACGAUGCAGGCACUGCUUGUUUAAAAGCAAGUUCCCUCACUGGUAGAAUAGCAAAGCUAUUGGAGCUGCUCAAGAUGCAACCUGGCUAUCACGCAGAUGAUGGAUAUCUGAAAACUUCUUUUCCUUCUGCGAGUCUGUCAACCUCUAUGGAAAUGGAAUACAAAAGGCCUAUGCCUAUUGAAGAAGCUGAAGACAUUGUGAAAAGAUGGCAAACUAUUAAGGCUGAAGCUUUGGGGCCUAGCCAUCAGGUUUAUAGCCUCUCUGAAGCCCUUGAUGGACCAAUGCUUGUUCAGUGGCAAACUCUGGCUGAUGCAGCAAUCACUAGGUCUUGCUAUUGGAGAUUUGUUUUGCUGCAGCUGACCAUCCUGCAAGCUGACAUUUUCUCUAAUGGGACGGAUGGGGAAAUGGCGGAAAUUAAGGCUCUCUUAGAGGAAGCAGCAGAGUUAGUUGAUGUAUCACAGCCAAAGAAUUCAAAUUAUUACAGGUAAGAAGAGUGAUAAUAAUAUAUAU
This is a messenger RNA of Carica papaya (papaya), 1021 nucleotides long. The record is from RefSeq and is a predicted model, not a curated record. NCBI's taxonomy places the organism in Eukaryota, Viridiplantae, Streptophyta, Magnoliopsida, Brassicales, Caricaceae.